AUGUCUCAGGUCUACGACAACUGGGAGAGGUUGGUGUCAGCCGUGGUGAAGAGGGAGCAGAUCUGGCAACUCUGCCAUGAUCAUUCCAGAAGCCCCAGCAUCUGCUCCCAAUCUUCCGAUUUCAGUUCUGUCCUUUACGAUGAUGACUUGAUGACUUCUCCUCUUUACCAGGAACGCAGAGCACUUGGGAGAACCCAAGAACCAAUGCUGGAAACAAAUUUUGAUGAAAUCUUGGAAUCCGCGAAUCUAGACGGGCCUCUUGCAAGCGUUUGCCGACCUGAUGAGUUUGAGUGGAUUCAGCGAUACGAACCUGGCGUGUACGUUACACUUGUAUGGCUUAAAGACGGAAGCACAGACGUGGAGCGCGUGCGCUUCAGCCGGAGAAUAUUCAAGGCGCAAGAAGCAGAGGCCUGGUGGAUCAAGAAUCGAGAACAAGUUUAUUACAGAUAUAACGCUCGGGCUGGGCUAACCAGAAUACAACUUUUACGAGCUCCCGACAGCCGUCGUCAACAACUUCUUAGGAUGCGUGCGUUUGAUGGCGAAUACAUCUCUAUUGGGCAUUUAGUUCUCGGACAUCAUAACUUUUACGAGCGUCCGACAACCAGCGGCAGAGAGGACUGA
Sesamum indicum (sesame) is the source of this 621-nucleotide messenger RNA. Lineage: Eukaryota; Viridiplantae; Streptophyta; Magnoliopsida; Lamiales; Pedaliaceae. The record is from RefSeq and is a predicted model, not a curated record.